GCUUUAAUCGGCUCUAAAGUUGGCUCCUCGUGCCUUAUAUAAUCACUGUCGCUUCCUGACUUAUCUGUAUUGGAGUACGUCAUAAUACCGGGGACUGCACUGUAUAAAACUGAACACCAGUCUUGCAGAAAGUGCACCACUGCAGGAGCGUGCAGUUUCUUCACACCGUGACCAGAUCUAAAAGUACAGCCAUGAAUGCCACUCAACACCAGCAGAACAACCAGACAGCACUGAAAAAACCCAGGUCCAAGAAGAACACUCAUCAUUUCACAGAUGUGCACGAUCUGCCUUGCAUCGAGAAGAUUGUGUGCACUGUCGGCGAGACUCCACAACCCAUCCAAACAAACAUCACAGGCAAAUUCCCAGAAUGGAUCAGCGGCAGUUUCUUGAGGAAUGGCCCAGGGAAGUUUGAAAUCGGAAACCAGAAGUUUAACCACUGGUUUGAUGGCAUGGCUUUGUUACAUCAGUUUAAAAUUUCCAAGGGGCAGGUGACUUACAGGAGCCGCUUCCUUUCCAGUGACAGUUACCAGGCCAACAAUGAAAAGAACCGGAUUGUUGUUUCCGAAUUUGGAACAGUCAGUGUGCCAGACCCUUGUAAAAACUUUUUCCAACGCUUCCUCUCAAGAUUUGAAUUACCAAAGCACACCGAUAAUGCCAAUGUGAGCGUUGUGACCUACAAAGGCGAUUACUAUGUCAGCACUGAAUCGAACAUAAUGCACAAGAUCGACCCUGAGACGCUGGAGGCAACCAAAAAGGUGAACUGGAGGGAUUUUAUUGCUGUUAACAGCGCCACCGCCCACCCUCACGUCGAUGUUGAUGGAACAACAUACAACAUGGGGAAUUCAUUCUCCCUUAAAGGGUCAUAUUACAACAUUAUCCAAGUGCCUCAAACGAAAUACAGCAGCGAAGAAACCCUGGAGGGAGCCAAGGUGCUUUGCUCUAUUCCAUCAACGGACUCUGCCAAACCCUCCUACUACCACAGUUUUGCAAUGUCUGAGAACUACGUGGUAUUUAUUGAGCAGCCCCUCAAGAUGGACCUGUUGAGAAUCGUAACAGGCAAGUUGAGAGGAAAGAGCGUUAGUGACAGCUUCUUCUGGGACCCCAAACUCAAAACAAUCUUCCAUCUGGUUCUGAAAAAAAACGGGAAGGUGAGCUCCUUCCAGUACCUUGCUCAGCCACUGACAACCUUCCACCAAAUCAACGCCUUUGAGGAAGAUGGUCAUUUAAUCAUAGAUAUGUGCGUAUCAGAUGAUGGCCAGAUAAUUUCAAACUACAAUAUCCAGAACCUUCGCAAGUCUGGGGAAGAUCUUGAUGAGGUAAGCAAGUUGAACAAGCAGCACGACACAUCGCCACAGGAAAUAACAUCUAUCCAACAGAUGGUUUCAGGACAAUUAUUUUUCUGGAUGAAGACUAAAAGUACAGCAUCUUUUUUUCCACAGGUGUAUAACACACUGUGUAGAAUCUUCCCACGUCGCUUUGUUCUCCCACUCAAUGUUGAUGACAAAACACCGUACGACCAGAACUUGAACAGCUUGCCUAACAGCUCAGCCACUUCGUUAAGGAUCGCCAAGAACAAGAUAUUCUGUACCCAUGAGGAUCUCCAUGGUGAAGACCUUCACGAGUACGGCGGUCUUGAGUUUCCUCAGAUCAACUACGGCAAAUACAACACCCGCCCCUACCGUUACUUCUACGGCUGCGGCUUCAGACACCUCGUCGGCGACACACUGAUCAAGAUGGACAUUCAAGGAAAACACAUGAAGGUCUGGGAACAACCUGGCCUAUAUCCCUCAGAGCCUGUCUUCGUACCUUCCCCAGAUGCCACCGAGGAGGAUGAUGGUGUUAUUUUGUCAGUGGUCAUCACUCCAAAUAAGGACAAGAGUACAUUCCUCUUGGCUUUGGAUGCUAAGACCUUCGAGGAGCUGGGCAGGGCUGAGGUGCCAGUGAAUAUCCCGUACGGCUUCCAUGGAACAUUCAAUGCCACAGCAUAGCCGUUUAGCCAUUUGAUGGUUCAUCAUAUUUCAUACUGCACUAGUUGAUACGUAUAUGACUCUGCAUAUCUCAAAUAGGGCCAUAUUUUAUUUUAAGUAUUACCAUAUUAAUGGUUGUUUGUCUGUAUGUGCCUUGCGACUGGGUGGUGACCAGUUCAGCGUCUACUAGGACACCUGAAAACCGGAAGAGGAUAUGUUGUUUCCUCUUUAUCAAAGAGGUUAGAUUGUCAAUUGUGUUUCUAGAUAAACUCUUGUUUGUAAUCCUGUACCAUAUGCUUUUUUCUUCUUUCAAAAAUAAACAAAUCAAGGUAU
Messenger RNA from Hippocampus comes (tiger tail seahorse), 2300 nucleotides. It is a transcript of the gene bco2b, whose product is annotated as beta-carotene oxygenase 2b. Gene Ontology annotation, molecular function: beta-carotene 15,15'-dioxygenase activity; carotenoid dioxygenase activity. Gene Ontology annotation, biological process: carotene catabolic process; retinal metabolic process. NCBI's taxonomy places the organism in Eukaryota, Metazoa, Chordata, Actinopteri, Syngnathiformes, Syngnathidae. The transcript is spliced from 11 exons. Gene Ontology annotation, cellular component: mitochondrion. The record is from RefSeq and is a predicted model, not a curated record. The coding region runs from base 192 to 1988 and encodes 598 amino acids.